Messenger RNA from Drosophila albomicans, 3110 nucleotides. Its product is annotated as cytoplasmic dynein 1 intermediate chain. Lineage: Eukaryota; Metazoa; Arthropoda; Insecta; Diptera; Drosophilidae. The transcript is spliced from 10 exons. The record is from RefSeq and is a predicted model, not a curated record. Gene Ontology annotation, biological process: transport along microtubule. Gene Ontology annotation, molecular function: dynein heavy chain binding; dynein light chain binding. Bases 337 to 2337 code for a protein of 666 amino acids. Gene Ontology annotation, cellular component: cytoplasmic dynein complex.
UUUUGAUGUUUAAGCUGCGGUCACGCUGGACGCGUUUUCGAUUUGGAACAAAAUAAAAUGUUAUUUUAGCAACAAUUUGCAAGUAUUUGAUUGGUCGCGCAAAACCGUGUAUAAACAACAUUGAAAGGUGCGCUUACUUUAAAAUCUCCUUAGACUGCACUUGUUGUAGUUGUAGUUCUGCUUGUUGUUGCCGUUGUUGUCGAGCAGCGUUGAGCGACUUCCCCUCUCUGGCCCCGCCCCCUUCCCCCGGCAUUGCACCUGUGCAUAGAGCGAUUAGAUUAGCAGCGAAAGACUUGCGGCGUUGCCAGACUACGAGAAGACCAACACAACAAAAACAUGGAUCGCAAGGCUGAGCUGGAGCGCAAAAAGGCCAAGUUGGCAGCACUGCGCGAGGAGAAGGAUCGACGUCGUCGCGAAAAGGAAAUCAAAGACAUGGAAGAAGCCGCCGGUCGCAUUGGCACCGGCACCGGCAUCGACAAGGAUCAGCGCAAGGAUCUAGACGAGAUGUUGUCGUCGCUGGGCGUGGCGCCCGUUUCGGAAGUGUUGUCCUCAUUGUCGUCGGCCAAUUCGUUGACAUCCGAUAAUUCCAAUACACAGACACCCGAUGUCAGUCUGCAAGCCACCGUAAAUGGACAAGGCAGCGUUGGCAAAAAGCAGCAGCCACUUAAUCUGAGCGUCUACAAUGUGCAGGCAACAAACAUUCCACCAAAGGAGACACUCGUCUAUACGAAACAAACACAAACCACCAGCACCGGAGGUCACGAGCGUGAUGUUCUUUCUUGCCACUCAUCGCCUCUGUCAGGAUAUAUGGAGGACUGGUGGCGUCCACGUAAAGCUCAUGCUACGGAUUAUUAUGAUGAAUACAAUCUUAAUCCGGGUUUAGAGUGGGAGGAUGAAUUCACAGGAGAUGACGAAGAGAGCUCGCUUCCCCAUUUGGAUCACGGCUUCAGCUCCAAGCUGCCACCAGGCUAUCUCAACCAUGGACUGCCCACCGUCAAGGACGUGGCGCCCGCCAUCACGCCCCUCGAACAGAAGAAGGAGCAGGAGGAGAAGAAGGAAGUCAAGGAACUGUCGGAGGAGCAGAAGCAGAUGAUCAUCCUGUCGGAGGACUUUCAGCGAUUCGUCUUGCGCGCCGGACGCGUCGUGGAGCGUGCGCUCUCCGAGAACGUGGACAUCUAUACGGACUACAUCGGGUGCGGGGACAACGAGGAGGCGAAUGACGAACGCUCCCAUGCACGGCUGUCGCUGAAUCGGGUGUUCUACGAUGAGCGCUGGUCGAAGAAUCGCUGCAUCACGAGCAUGGAUUGGUCGACACAUUUCCCUGAACUGGUUGUGGCCUCGUAUCACAACAACGAGGAGAGUCCCAAUGAGCCGGAUGGCGUUGUGAUGGUUUGGAAUACCAAAUUCAAGAAGCAAACGCCCGAGGAUGUUUUCCAUUGCCAGAGCGCCGUCAUGUCCACCUGCUUUGCCAAGUUCAAUCCCAAUCUGAUACUCGGCGGCACAUAUUCGGGACAGAUUGUCCUCUGGGACAAUCGCGUCCAGAAGCGUACCCCCAUCCAACGGACACCAUUGAGCGCAGCGGCCCACACACAUCCCGUGUACUGUCUGCAAAUGGUUGGCACACAGAAUGCGCACAAUGUCAUCUCCAUAUCGUCGGAUGGCAAGUUGUGUUCGUGGUCGUUGGACAUGUUGUCCCAACCGCAGGACACAUUGGAGUUGCAGCAACGUCAGUCGAAGGCCAUUGCAAUCACAUCGAUGGCAUUCCCGGCCAAUGAGAUCAACAGCCUGGUGAUGGGCAGCGAGGAUGGUUAUGUCUAUUCGGCCUCACGUCAUGGCCUGCGCUCGGGUGUGAAUGAGGUGUUUGAACGUCACUUGGGACCCAUCACUGGCAUCUCGACGCAUUACAAUCAAUCGUCACCGGACUUUGGGCAUCUGUUCCUUACCUCCUCCAUUGACUGGACCAUCAAAUUGUGGUCCCUCAAGGAUACACGACCUUUGUAUUCGUUUGAGGACAACUCGGACUAUGUGAUGGACGUCGCCUGGUCGCCCGUUCAUCCCGCCCUCUUUGCGGCUGUCGAUGGUAGCGGUCGUCUCGAUUUGUGGAAUCUCAAUCAAGACACCGAAGUACCAACAGCCUCAAUCGUUGUCGACGGUGCGCCGGCGCUCAAUCGCGUCUCGUGGACCCCAUCCGGGUUGCAUGUCUGCAUUGGCGAUGAGUCCGGCAAACUGUAUGUCUACGAUGUGGCUGAGCAUCUGGCGCAACCGUCGCGCGAUGAAUGGUCGCGAUUCAAUGCCACGCUUAACGAGCUCAAGAUGAACCAAAACGAUGAGGUCUAAGAGAAGUUCCCUUUUUUCCACCCCCUCCAAAAAACCAUCUUCCGCUCCUCCAACCCAAAAAAGUUCCCCUCACGGGAAAACAAACACAAAGGAAAAACAAAAAAAGAAUAACUAAUAACAACGUUGAUAUAUAGUAGGAUGAGUUGUCUGCUCCCAUCUCUAAGCAAUUGGAGUUAUAUUCAUAGAUCGUUACGCUUGAGUCAGUGUUGGAAAGCGUGGACAAGGAGUAGAAAGGAGCAGUAGAACACCACACACACACACACACACGCGAUGCAAACAAAAGACUAUAUAUUUGUAUUUGUAUUUUUUUUUUGGGAAUUUAAUAUUUAAUUGUAUUUACAUAUAUAUUUACUAUAUACUUUAUGUAACUACUCGUGCUAUAUUAUUAGUUUCCGCUUCCGUUGCUUCCUUCCCUUCCCUUCCCUAUUCCAUCCCCCGCACAGUGGUGAAGUUCAUGAAAUGAAAUUCAACACAUGAGAACUCGAAAAACGAAGUUCACGCGUUUUGGUGAAUUUCAUCAAAUGAAGUUCAACACAAGAAGAUGAAGAGAACUCAAAUCGAGUUAGAAGAGAACUCAGAAAAAAAAGAAUCCUGCUAACAUUUUUGCAUUGGUAUUGUAAUUUAUUUUGAUACAAAUAUUAUUAUAGAUAUUAUUAUUAUUAUUAGAAGUGAUUUGAUCUUUCUGUUUUGCAUUUUCCUCUCUCGCGCCCUGUGUAUAAAAAAAAAAACAAAAACGAAAAGAAGAAAACUAAAAACGAAUCGAAAAAAGAAAA